CUGCAGCAGGACUCGUAGUAUUCAGCAGCUUGCCCAACUCUGCAGCUCAUCCAUAGAGUUUCAGUCAUGAAGCUCCUCCUGGUUUUCGUUUUGGCUGUUUUUGCCGGUUGUGAUGCUAAAGUCGCGCAGCAGACUCAGCCCAAGCCGCAGAUGGACAUGGUCAAAGAUGCCUUUUGGGACUAUGUUGCCAAGGCAACAUCCACGGCUGACGACUCACUGGCACUGAUCAGACGGUCAGAUCUUGGAAAAGAAAUCAACACCCUCAUUUCUGGGAGCGCGGCCGCCAUCAACAGAUUCACAGAUGUUCUCCGCGCUCACGUAACCCAGGACUUCACGUCGCGCUUCUUCCAGCAGGCUGAGCAGCUGAAGAUCCGCCUAGAAAAGGAUCUGUCGUCCAUGAGAGCCCACCUCCAGCCAUAUGCCGACGAGGUGGUGACGCACCUCCAGGAGCAGGUGGAGGAACUGAAGAAAGAAGUGUCAUCUUACGCUGAAACCAUGGACUCGGAAUCUCUCAAGGCCAUCCUGGUGAAGAAAAGCCAGGAGCUGAAGAGCCACCUGGACAGGAAUGUCAACAAGCUGCAUACCCAGAUGGUUCCUUACACUGAGGAACUUAGGCAGAAGAUGGAGAAUAACCUGGAGGAGUUCCAGAAGAGCAUCAUGCCCCUGGCUCAGAGGUUUCACAGCCAGCUCACAGAGAAGACCAAGGAAAUCCAAGAGAAACUGCUCCCUUAUGGUGACCAGCUGAAGGCCAAGCUGGACAUUGACACCCAGAACCUGAAGGAGCAGCUGGCUGCUCUCUGGGAGUCCUUCACCAAGAUGACCCAGUAAAGGUUGUCAAGAGCUGGACUCAACAUUGCAACAUUCUACCUCAUUUUGAUUUCAAGUCUGUUUUCUGUUCAUAUUUGACAGUUUGCCCACUGCAAGAGACAAUAAAAAAAAUUCAGAUGCA
This is a messenger RNA of Syngnathus typhle (broad-nosed pipefish), 949 nucleotides long. It is a transcript of the gene apoa4a, whose product is annotated as apolipoprotein A-IV a. Gene Ontology annotation, biological process: triglyceride homeostasis; cholesterol biosynthetic process; very-low-density lipoprotein particle remodeling. Gene Ontology annotation, molecular function: phospholipid binding; cholesterol binding; phosphatidylcholine-sterol O-acyltransferase activator activity. The coding region runs from base 67 to 828 and encodes 253 amino acids. The transcript has 4 exons. Lineage: Eukaryota; Metazoa; Chordata; Actinopteri; Syngnathiformes; Syngnathidae. The record is from RefSeq and is a predicted model, not a curated record. Gene Ontology annotation, cellular component: extracellular region; high-density lipoprotein particle; blood microparticle.